UGACUUUCCUUAGAUGGGCGGAUUUGUAGCGCCUUGGUUGACAUUGUUGUUGUUGUGGGAGUAAGAAUGUACUUAGUCGUCAAGUCUUUUUAAGGCAACAAGCAAGACGUAUUUUUGACAUUUACACAAAGCUGAAUAACAUUACCUCCGGAGGAACUGAUUUUCUGCGAGAGAAAAGUCCAGAGUGGAAGGAAAUGAGAGAGAAAUUCCGCGAGGCCGCUCGAGGUUUUCAUGCACAACAUCUGUCUCUGACCAUUUUGCUUGUUGGAUGGUUCUCAGAGCCUGGCUGCUGAGAGAUGGGCUAUUGACCUUGUCCUGGGGGCCCAGACCUCUGAAACUGCUGUCCUGUUGUGUUUAUUUGUGUUAGAAGAGGCUGACUCACUCUAACUAAUGUUAUGAAAGAUGUCAGGUGUGGCCGUAAUGGUGCUUUUGCUGUGAGGGAGAAUUACUCUCCAGUCUUUUCUCUCCUGAUGUCCCCUUCUGCACUGUAAAUUCAUGAUCACAUGACUUUGGAUAUGGACGCAGUCCUGUCCGACUUUGUCCGUUCUACUGGAGCUGAACCAGGACUGGCCAGAGACCUGCUGGAGGGAAAGAAUUGGGACCUCUCAGCUGCGCUGAGUGACUUUGAGCAGCUGAGACAAGUGCACGCUGGGAAUCUCUCAUGCACCCUUGCUGAGGAGAGAGAGUACCCCUCCAUUGAGAAGGAGAUGGCACGAACGGGGCGGUCCCUUUUGUAUCGCCAAGAUGAGGUUGUGCAAGCAGCCACGGAGAAGCGACUGUCGAGGGGGAUCUCUCACGCCAGCUCCACCAUCGUCUCUCUGGCCCGCUCACAUGUGUCCAGUACGGGAGGCAGCAACGAGCCGCUUCUGGACACUCCUCUCUGCACCUUCCAGUUGCCUGACCUCACCGUCUACAGAGACGACUUCCGCGGCUUCAUCGAGAGAGACCUCAUUGAGCAGUCUAUGAUGGUGGCGUUGGAGCAUGCGGGACGAUUGAAUUGGUGGACUCGUUUGGGCACUGGCUGUCAGAGUUUAUUACCUCUGGCUACUAGUGGUGAUGGGAAUUGCCUGUUACACGCAGCCUCACUGGGUAUGUGGGGCUUCCAUGAUCGAGACUUGAUGCUGCGGAAGUCUCUCUAUGCACUGAUGGAUCAUGGGCAGGAGAGGGAAGCUUUAAAGCGAAGGUGGAGAUGGCAACAAACCAUGCAGAACAAAGAGUCGGGACUGGUUUACACAGAGGAGGAGUGGCAGAGAGAGUGGAAUGAGUUGUUGAAACUGGCAUCUAGUGAACCCAGGAUACACUACAGCACCAACGGCAGCAACGGUGCCGAGUCACAGGAGGAGCCGGUAUAUGAGAGCCUGGAGGAGUUUCAUGUGUUCGUUCUUGCUCACGUGCUCCGCAGGCCGAUAGUGGUGGUGGCUGACACCAUGCUGCGGGACUCUGGGGGAGAAGCUUUCGCACCAAUCCCAUUUGGAGGGAUUUACCUGCCUCUGGAAGUACCAGCCAACAAGUGUCACCGCUCUCCUCUCGUUUUGGCGUAUGACCAGGCCCAUUUUUCUGCUUUGGUCUCAAUGGAGCAGAAGGACAGUUCCAAAGAACAAGUGGUGAUCCCUCUGACAGACUCGGAUCAUAAGAUGCUGCCUUUGCACUUUGCUGUGGAUCCUGGGGAAGACUGGGAAUGGGGCAAAGAUGACAAUGACAAUGUGAUGCUAGCAAGUGUAACCUUAUCUCUGGAGGCCAAGCUCCAUCUGCUACACAGCUACAUGACUGUCACCUGGCUUCCUCUACCCUGUGAAGUACAGGCCCCAUUGGCCCAGCCAGAGUCACCUACAGCGUCUGCAGGAGAGGAUGCCCGCACCCCUCAAGACUCCGGAGAGUCAGAUAAGGAGUCCGUCAGCAGCAGUUCCAACGGCAAUGGGGACAGCAGUACUACUGGAACCAGUGGGACAACAGGCAAAACAAGUGGUGGAUCUUCCAGCUCCUCUAGCUCAUCCAGUAACAGUUCAGCAGGGACAACUGGCACAAUUGGAAAGGAGAAGGGGAAGAAAGACAAAGAAAAGGAUAAGGACAAGAAACGUGCAGAUUCCGUUGCCAACAAGCUAGGUAGCUUUGGGAAGAGCCUGGGCAGUAAGCUGAAGAAGAAUGUGGGAGGCCUGAUGACGGGGAAGAACGCAAGUGGAAGUGGAGGCAAACAAGAGGGUCAGGAGAAGAAGAAAGGCUCUCUGAGAGGUCGUAAGGGCAGUAAGGACAGCUCUCCCUCCAUUCAAACCGGCUCCGAGGACUCUGGGAAAGGUUCACCCUCCUCAAUAAGCGAACGGCAAAAUGGAAGCUACUCUUCGGAAAGUGACCCUUUUAAGUACAGCUCGGAUGUGAAAGUUAGUCUUAGCAUCCUUCGAUCCGCUAUGCAAGGUGAACGGAAGUACAUCUUUGCUGCGCUGCUCACUACCAGCAACCGUCAGCCGUUCCAAGAGGAGAUGAUCCAACGCUACCUGAUGGAUGCCGAGGAGCGCUUCCAUGCCGAACAGGAACAGAGGAGGGAAGCUGAACGGAAAGCAGCAGGAGGUCUUAUAACUACUAGUGGAUCCCAACUGAAAAAGGAUGGGCCUGAGCUGAGUUAUAGAGGUUUUGAAAGCAAAGAGGAAAUUACUGAUAACUCACCUCCUACUUUUAACGCAUUGAAGUCGACUUCUUUCAGCCCGGUGAUGUACUCGGGUGUGGUUCCAAUCCCAAGGCCCACCUUCAUUGAUCAUUCUCCUACCCCAAUUGCACAGCAUCUUCAUAUGCAUGGUUACAUAGAUACACGGCGGCAGCUGGCAGGAGGUUCUCCAUCUUCUUACCCAGGCCUACCAUCCUAUGCCACCUUGCCCCGACACUGCCCCCUAGCACAGGGCCCGCCCCAUUCCCAGUACCACCCGCCUUCCACCAGCUUGGGCAGCCCAUCCCGUAUCAUCACCCCCUGCCUGGCGUCUUUUUCCCAAGAGCAUGACCCAACUGACUACCCAACCGAACCUACCGGAGGCUACACAAAUGGCUUGCGGGACUUGCGCUCGACUUUGGACAGUCGAAAUGGGCCGAUGCCUGUGAGGCAUUACUCCUUGGGCAGUGCGGGUGGCCUUGCAAACCUGCAGUCCAGCAAAUGCCGAACGCCUACCUGCAAUUACUACGGCCACCCUGAGACGGGCAAUUACUGCUCGUACUGUUACAGAGAGGAGCUGAAGAGACGGGAAACAGAGCCGGCCAUCCACAGGUUUUGAAUGGACAAAUCUCUGUUCUGUUUCUCUCCUAUAGGACUCAUUGGAGCCCGACGUGUGAGCCACAUCAUAUCCUGUUUGCGUGGAUCUUGCUUUAAGACAUAAGAUCGGCCUUUCUGAACCAGGUUACUGAGACUCUGUGUCCACAAUUAAUGGGCAUUGUGGAAAUGGGACUGCUGUUGUGUUACAUUUGCUGUGGCUCAUAGGCAGGAGCUUUAAGCUCCUCCCACAUUUGCUUGAUGUGGUCAUCCUCUUAUCUGUCUCCUUGUCUCCUCCUAGUGGCGAGAAUGUAGAACACAGGCAAUAGACAUUGGAACACAACAUGCUAUGUUGCAUCACAUGGACAUGCCGCGUACCCCAAAAUACACAUUAAGCACAACCAGAAAAUGCGUAUUUAUAUUAGCUACAGUUAAUCAAGUUAUAUCAGAUGCAAUCAAAAUAAGACUUGCCAUAUGGCAACAACACUCUGUUAGCUUCGAGUGUUAUACACAUUGGCCCAUUUUACUGUAACGCUACAUUACUUUACUUUAACUAGCACCCCUUUUAAAAGCCAUACCUAGUUGGCUUAAAUUAGCUAAUAUGGUGCUUUCUCGAUUCUAAGAUGUUUAACUUAUGGAGCUGAACCUUGACAGACAAAGGGUUCGUUUUAGGUCUUUACACAUCCUCAUUAAAAAUUGCAGUAAUUUACGUUCUAUUAAGUGUUUUUAGAACAUUUAAAAGUGCAAAACCUUUAAAAUUAGUGCAAAAAAAAUUCCCUUUCUCAAGGAAAGAAAUUAGACAUCAUUUUUUAGAAAUGGUACAUCAUGUGGUAGUAUUCAAGUAUUAUGUUGGUUAUAUUAAUAAAUUAGUUCUAGGUACUUGCAGGUCAAAGGGGGCUGAUGUUGAAAACAAUUUCUGACCUCUUCAGAUGUUACUGCUGCACCAAAUAAAAUGGUGUUCCUUUAUGAUGUUAGGGUUAACGCAUCAGCUUCCAUCAGAUUCACUGGACACAAGAUUAUUGAUAGACGCAGUAUCGCCCCCAGAGUAGUUGCUGCACCAAAUCAAGCACUUUUCUAAUGUCCAGAGGUUGUGCAUGUGGGUUUUAGAUGUGACAAUGAAUAGACUGUUAUGUUGCUGUGCUUCUAGUCUGGCGGUUUGCUCCAUUCUGGAGGCAGAGCUUGCGGUUCCACUCGCGUGGACUGCGGAGGUCAGGGUUCGGCUGUAGGUGCCACUGUGUUGUGCGCAAACUCACUUGUUUCCUAGUUGCCUUUUCAGUCUUAGUUCAGUCCUCCCAGGAGGAUUGUUGAACUGAAUUUCUACUUUUGUUUGGUUUUGGAUUCACAGUGCUGAUUAUAGUGUUGUCAUUAUUUGUGGACGUAGAGGGAUGCUAGCAGAUCUCUUAGUAUCUGAACUAUACGAUGCACCGUGAGUUGAGAUUUUGUGACAGAUGCUUUCAAAAUCCUUUUACACUGUUAACAGACAGUACAGCCUCUGAUAAAGCCAGCUAGUUGUACAAGUCAGCCAGAAAUGGAAAAUGCUGCCAUUUACUCACCCUUGCAUGACGUUUCAAACCCGUAUGACUAGGAAAUUGUCCUUUUCCAUAUGAUGAAAGUAAAUGUGGAACUUGUGUGGUAAAUUUCAAGUAUGUGAGUAAUAGAUCAUAGGUCAUUAUUCACAGAAAGUCUUGCCCUCUGCUCAUGUACUGACAAAUUUGAAGUCCGUGAUGACAAAUGGCAUUUGGUUCUUGUGUGUCUUGUAACUAAGCACGACACACCAAUGUGAAUAUGUGAAUGAGAUUUAGAGAGCUACGUUGGACUGCAAAUAUGCACUCUGUUAUUUCUGAAUCUGAGUGUAGAUGAGCCAAACCCAUGUUACAUGUUGGAUCAUAGUUAAGUUUUUGCUAAAUUUGAACUAAAUGUUUAGUUAAACUGUUUUGCACAGCAGAGCGCCCCAUUCAAUUUCAUUAUAUGGAAAAGGGCAGUCUGGACAUUCUGCAAACUAGUGUUGAAGUCAAAAGUACCAACGUCGAUACCAAGUCGGUACUGAAAUUUUAAAAGUGUAAUGCUUUGAGCGCUGUUGAGCGGAUUCGUAAACACCUCUGAUUGGCCAUUGUGUUCAGGUGCUCAACAGAUAUGUCUGUGAUUGGCUACAAUGAUCAACGCACAGGAGCGUUUGAAAGCACACAAAAGUGUUUGAAUUUGAAAGCAGGCAUCUAACAGCGGACCGGUCUGCUGCUAGAUGCCUGCUUUCAAGCUCCUGUGUGUAUCUGUGUAUGUGCUCGGUGAAGAGUGUCAAAGAUGUCUAUUUACAACAUGUUUUUGAAGCGUUGAUCAUUGUAGCCAAUUACAGACAUAUCUGAUGAGCGUGUGAACACAAUGGCCAAUCAGGGGUGUUUACUAAUCCGCUCAACAGCACUCAAAGCGUCACAGUUUAAAAAUUUCAAUAUCGACUUGGUAGUUUUCAGAAGUCGGUACUUUUGACAGCACUACUGCAAACAUCUCAUUGUGUUUGACAGCAGAAAGAAAGUCAUACAGGUUCAUAACGAUAUGAGAGGGAGAAAGUUUCUGGUAGAUUCUUUAUUUUGGGGUGAACUAUCCCUUUACCCUCUCAUUGCUCGUGUUAAAUGGGCUCUAUAGUUCACUAAGAGGAUGUUGCUGAUUUGAUGUGGGUAAGUGUUCGUGUGCUGCAGAUGUAGAGCUGUUGUCAUAGCGAACCCCUUCUGCUUCUGAAACACUCAAUACCAAUGUAAUCAGUCGUAUGCAAAUAUUUGUAUAACUGUGUCAGCUCAAGGCACCUUGUUUCUCCAAUGUUCACACAUUUGCAUUACUGAUUUGCACAAUUAAAGGGUUAGUUCAUCCAGAAAUGAAAUUUCUGUCAUUAAUUACUCACCCUCAUGUUGUUCCAAACCCAGUAAGACAUUCGUUCAUCUUCGGAACACAAAUUAAGAUAUUUUUGAAGAAAUCCGAGGGUUUCUGAACCACACAUAGGCAGCAAUGUUAUUGCACCUUUUGAGGUCCAGAAAGGUACUAAAGACAUUGUUAAAAUAGUCAGCGUGACUACAAUGAUUCAACGUUAAUAUUAUGAAGCGACAAGAAUACUUUUUGUGCACAAAAACAAAAUAAAAAUAACGACUUUAUUCAACAAUUUCUUCUCUCCUCUGUUAUUCUCCUACAAUGUUGACGUUGUAUAGACAGUGCAGCACUUCCAGGUUCUACGUCAAAAUGCCGACUCAUUAUUGGCCGGCUUUUGCGUCAGCAUCACACGCAUGCGUUGUGCUGCUCGCAUGUACAGCGUCGGCCAGUACUAAGCAGGCGUUUGGAUGUAAACACGGAGGGGCUGCACUGCGUUCACUACGUCAAGAGCGUAGGAGACUGACAUAGAAGAGAUGAUAUUGUUGAAUAAAGUUAUUUUUGUUUUGUUUUUGCACACAAAAAGUAUUCUCGUCACUUCAUAACAUUAAGGUUUAACCACUGUAGUCACAUGGACAUUAAUACCUUUCUGGACCUCAAAAGGUGCAAUGACGUUGCUGCCUAUGUGUGGUUCAGAAACUCUCGGAUUUCUUCAAAAAUAUCUUAAUUUGUGUUCUAAAGAUGAACGAAGGUCUUAUGGGUGUGGAACGACAUGAGGUUGAGUAAAUAAUGACAGAAAUUUCAUUUUUGGGUGAACUAACCCUUUAAAAAUAUGCCAGGCUAGUAUCCUAACAAUUUCAACAUACCUCUUUAUAUGGUAUCUCCCAUGUUUUUGAAGUGUAGAUUAAUUUCAUUUUUUAAAGCACUAAAUUUCCUAAUAUUGUCCAGCAAGAUAAGAACAUAGAGGGUUGAUAGUUUCAUUUUUUUUCUUCCCAAAUGAAAGAUAUUUUUGACAUGUUAUUCACUCGUAUAACCAAUAGAUGGCACACUUGUUUAGGUUUCGUUUUCAUUAUUUCUACAUCAGUGCCUCCCUAGUGACCUUUUGAGACUGGCUCACAUUUUCAGUGUAAAUAAGGGACAAAGAGUACGCUGCUGCUGCUGCUUUAUGAUUCAGAAAGUUUUUUUUUUUUUUUUUCAUUUGGUCAGGCACAUUUGAAUAUAAAAUGCAAGCAAUUAACUUUUUUUUGGUCUUAUGUAAGGUAUAUACCAUUUACCCAGAUUUCCACACUGCUAAGUCGCAAAAAGGAAUUCAGCGUGUGUGUGUGUGUGUGUGUGUGUGUGUGUGUGUGUGUGUGUGUGUGUGUGUGUGUGCGCGCGUCUGGUAAAUUGUGCUUUUGCAAACAUAUUGCAGCUUUAAGGCACAAACAAGAGGAAAUUGUCAGUGAAAUGACAGCUACUCUCUCCGUAGGAGUUUGUUCUCCUUCCAGUGUACUUGUAGUUUGCGUUUUAACGGAUUCAUUUAUUUGACAAAUGGAAUGGUCAUUCAGCCACCCAGAGCGUUGGACUUCAAUAAGAGUGCAAACAUUUUUGUAUUAAGAAAUAAAAAAAAAAAAAUGUAUAAAUACGUUCAAGUUAUUUUUGUAAAUCAAAAGCAGUUUUACAGUGUUUUUUAAAGAUACGAAUGUAUGCUGUAGGACCGUACCCUGAGUUGAAGUCAGCUGAUUUGGUGGUGGAGUCAGUAUUCUGGUGCGUACGGCGCUGUCUUAAAUCAGAGAGUUUCUUGUGAACAAACUAAUUUCUCCAUCAGUGAUCUGACAAGGUUUGAUUUGAAAAUAUAUAUUUGUAGUAAGAUUUUUCAAAAGACUGGGAUGUUUAGUUUCUGAAACUAGGAUGUUCUUUCUUACAUGGCUAGUUGUCAAACAGACGGGCCUCCUGAAGUUUCCUAAUUUCUAUUUUGAAGCGAAUUAUGCUACUUAAUCACAUUUUGAGUACAUUUUUUAAUGAUGGUGGUGGCAUCCACCAUCAGAUUUCACACACUAAAUUCUCUUAUUUAAUACAGUGGGCUUUGUUUUGUUAUGAAGUAGCUUACUUACUAUUUUUAUAUGGUAUGUUUUCAUGGAUGUGACAGAGCUACAGUCAUCAGCAUUCUCGAAUUUGCAUGAGACUGAAACUGUUGCAUGUACAGAACUGGCAGAUGCAAUUUAUCUAAUCAUAUUUGUGCAUUACUUCUGGCUAAUUGGGCAAUUUGUGUUUGUUUUCAGCCGUUGUACCUUUCUCCUUGUUUGAGAGGUGACCCCAGGCUGUGUGACAGUGCAAUCUAGGUGGAAAGAACAUCUGAUUUUUAUGUUAGUUUUAUUUUAUUUUUCUUUUCUUUUUGCACCGUUUUAAUAAAAUUCUCAUUGUAUUUAAA
This is a messenger RNA of Ctenopharyngodon idella (grass carp), 8489 nucleotides long. RefSeq names its product OTU deubiquitinase 7B (gene otud7b). Gene Ontology annotation, biological process: protein K11-linked deubiquitination; protein K63-linked deubiquitination; protein deubiquitination involved in ubiquitin-dependent protein catabolic process. The record is from RefSeq and is a predicted model, not a curated record. The transcript is spliced from 13 exons. Gene Ontology annotation, cellular component: nucleus; cytoplasm. Bases 504 to 3254 code for a protein of 916 amino acids. NCBI's taxonomy places the organism in Eukaryota, Metazoa, Chordata, Actinopteri, Cypriniformes, Xenocyprididae. Gene Ontology annotation, molecular function: K63-linked polyubiquitin modification-dependent protein binding; zinc ion binding; cysteine-type deubiquitinase activity.